ACUGUUGUUCUGGUGCUCGAGUCGGUGACACGUUCUGUAGAAGAAAGCAAACAAUCUCAUGACUUACUAUAAGCUGUGAACGUGGCAUAGAAAACUUAUUUACGUAUGUGUUAAGAUACGUGCCCCUAGAACAAAGACGAAGACUCCUUCGUGCACCACCAUGGCUCCCGUGCUGCCCUGGGUGUAUAUUGUGUGUGUGGUAUUAGGAGGCACGCUGGGACAACGCCUCACUGGAACCUGAAUUUGGACUUUCAGUUCGUCCAGUUUUCUCCUCGUCAGUAUAUAUUGCAAAGGACCCACAGAUAUCUGAGGACCUGCCAGUGGAGGAGGACCAGGUGGCGGGAGAGAUCCAGGCAAAAGAAUGCGAAAUCUUUAACACCACAGAAUUUGGACGUGGCCUUCAUGAACUUAAGAUUGUGCCAAGAAAGUUCUUCUCCUUUUUUGUGAAGCCGGAUUCUUCUUUUAAGAGACUCGUGUUCAAGCUAACUCUACAGAACGCCCUGUACAUUUCACAUGAAUUUUACUCAGAUGAAGACCUCACGCUCGACGUUGAGGACCUGACUCAUUCGGAAGGCAACCAGUGGACAGAAGUGAAAGUAGAGCAUUACCAGCACAGGCGACGAGGAUUUGAUCGCCACGCCUUUAAGAUAUCCUUUGGCGACACAACGCUGCGCCGCGUGACGACCGAUUCGUGGCUUAUAAAGGGUUUCCAAGACUUCACCAUGUUCGUCGAGGGAGGCGCCAUGUUCCUCUUCAACUGUGACCCAGAAGAUCUCAACAGACCUCCGGUAGGAGGCCACGUGAUGUACAGCAUGUGGGUGAUGGUGGGACUCAUGAUCGUGGCCACGUUCCUGCUGGCUGCUCUGUGCUACGUGUGGAUUUACCUGAAGUAUCAAAGAAAGAAACACGCCUCAACCAAAGAAUAUCCGAUUUAUGAUGAGUUUGACGAGGAGGUUAUGGAACGGGUCAGGCAGAAGGUCGAGGCUCUUCGAAAUGGCAAGCAUGUGGCUGAUCCGGACACGGUGGUCGUCAGCUACCCGCCGCGCAAGGAAAACCUCUACGUGGUGGACAUGUCAGGAUAUGGAGAGACGGAAGGAGUCCGUCCCGAGGAGCACCAUUAUGAAGAUAUUGAGAAGUACUACAAACAUUUGAGCGUUACAGAUAAUGUGUACUAUAAUACGGAUGAUAAUGUUUAUUGUCGGUCUGCCGUUGACAAUAUUUACGAGACUCUUCCGUGUUGUGAGGACUAUGAGGGAGAGCGAGACGAGGCCAGAGAGGUUACGCGUUACUAGGUAGUAGAUAGAAUUCUCCCCUCAUGCCUGAUGGACCGGGCUUCGCUACCUCACCUCCUUCAGCACACUCGGCCGCCUUUCACUUUCAUUGAGGACACUGGGACACUGUUGCAGCAGCCUGACACAGUAAACACUACGAGCAACAGAUGCUUGUUUGUUUCAGCAGCAAAUCCUGUAUUCUAAUGAGCCACAUGUAUGCUUCAUUUUCAUAAUAAACUAUUUCAUGAGAUAGA
This is a messenger RNA of Scylla paramamosain (green mud crab), 1525 nucleotides long. RefSeq lists its product as uncharacterized. Bases 723 to 1292 code for a protein of 189 amino acids. The transcript has 2 exons. NCBI's taxonomy places the organism in Eukaryota, Metazoa, Arthropoda, Malacostraca, Decapoda, Portunidae. The record is from RefSeq and is a predicted model, not a curated record.